Adineta steineri is the source of this 864-nucleotide messenger RNA. The record is from the annotation of a GenBank genome assembly. NCBI's taxonomy places the organism in Eukaryota, Metazoa, Rotifera, Eurotatoria, Adinetida, Adinetidae.
AUGACAGUUGCCGGCAGUGCGAAUGGUGUAGCAGGCAAUGGAAAUCAGACACUAAAUGGACCGCUCGAUGUUUUUUUGAACGAUAAUGGAACCUUAUUCGUGGCCGACUGGAAUAAUAAUCGUGUUCAAGCUUUCCCCGCUGGCUCUCAAAUAGGCACUACAGUUUCUAGUUUGACAAGUCAUCCACAAGGCCUCUUUAUAGAUAGCUUUUCGAAUCUUUAUGUGACUUGGGGUACUAAAUAUCAGGUGAUAAGUCAACCAAGUGGUAUUAGUGUUCCACCAAUUGCAUCGUCGACUUGUACCUGGUCUAUUUCUCUCAACGAUGCAUAUGGAAUUGCUAUUGAUAGUUCGGGAAAUAUGUAUGUGUCAAGUUCGAGCUGUAGUUUUAUUACUGUAUGGAAUGUGAACCGCACUAGUGCUACAAGGCUUGUAGCUGAUUCAUCAUUAGUGAGCCAACCUCGACAUCUCUAUCUUGAUGAAGAUAAUAUGGUUAUCUACGUCGCUGAUACGUUACAUCAUCGUAUACUUAAGAUAUUUCUUAAUAAUAGUUUGCCUGCACAAACUGUUGCAGGUAUAAAUGGAGUAUCCGGUAAAACUGCUGACAAACUUAAUGGGCCUGCAGGUGUUUGUGUCUCUCGAAAUGAUGGUACGAUUUAUAUAGCUGAUACACUCAAUCAUCGCAUACAAAAAUGGCCGAUGGGUGCAUCGACAGGAAUAACUAUUGCAGGCAAUUCAAAUGGUACUUCUGGUUCCAGUAUGUAUGCUCUUAAUGGACCCUAUGCUGUUUUUCUUGAUAGUACCGAAACAUUUGUCUACGUUGCUGAUUAUUACAAUAACAGAGUACAAAGAUUUCCCGUAUCAUAA